Molecule: messenger RNA, 5173 nt
Organism: Myripristis murdjan (pinecone soldierfish)
Lineage: Eukaryota; Metazoa; Chordata; Actinopteri; Holocentriformes; Holocentridae
Gene: trim3b
Product: tripartite motif containing 3b
Exons: 18
Coding region: 318-2618 (766 amino acids)
Biological process (GO): proteasome-mediated ubiquitin-dependent protein catabolic process; protein polyubiquitination
Molecular function (GO): protein binding; zinc ion binding; ubiquitin protein ligase activity
Source: RefSeq, a predicted model, not a curated record
GUGAAAGACAGGGAGGGGAAUCCAGUGUCUUAUAACAAGAAAAUGCAAAUGGAAAUAUAGCAUUAAAAAGAACUAAGGACAAGAGGAUUGGAAAGAGGAGAAUCAACAAAUAUAAGGCUCUAUGGUGGCAGUCAUGGAUUAUUCUUAACAUGGGAACUGGCAGCUGGAGUGAAAAGGUCUACCAUAUGUUGACCUCAGCUGUUUUCUGGUCAGGACACGCAAGAAGCAUCUGGAGAAUCUAGGACACUUACCUUCAAUACUGACCAUCAGCUCUCCAGUAAGAUGGAUGGGUUAACUGGUGCGGUCAGUGGCUUUGAAUGUCUUCUGCCAUGGCAAAGCGUGAGACUGGGAGCACCAGCCCUGUGGUGCGUCAGAUAGACAAGCAGUUUCUGGUCUGCAGCAUUUGUCUGGAUCACUACCACAACCCCAAGGUCCUGCCCUGCCUGCACACCUUCUGCGAGAGCUGUCUUCAGAACUACAUUCCCCCAGAGUCACUGACACUGUCGUGUCCAGUGUGUCGGCAGACGUCCAUCCUGCCAGAGAAAGGAGUUUCUGCUCUACAGAACAACUUCUUCAUCACUAACCUCAUGGAGGUCCUCCAGAGAGACCCGGAGUGCUCUCGGCCAGAGGCCUGCAGCGUGCUGGAGUCAGUCAGUGCCGCUGUAGCAGGGAAGCCCCUGUGCUGCCCAAACCACGAGGGAAAGGUGAUGGAGUUUUACUGCGAGUCCUGUGAGACGGCCAUGUGUCUGGACUGUACAGAAGGCGAGCACCGGGAGCACAUGACUGUUCCUCUGCGGGACGUCGUGGAACAACACAAAGCUGCCCUGAAGACCCAGCUGGACGCCAUACGCAGCAGGCUCCCCCAGCUGACAGCUGCCAUUGAGCUGGUGACAGAAAUCUCUCGCCAGCUGACAGAGAGGAAGAAUGAGGCGGUAGUCGAGAUCACAGGGACUUUUGAGGAACUUGAGCGGGCGCUGCAUCAGCGCAAGAGCGCUCUCAUCACGGACCUGGAGAACAUCUGCAGCACCAAGCAGAAGGUCCUGCAAGCCCAGCUUUCAUCUCUCCUCCAGGGGAAGGAGCACAUCCAGAGCAGUUGCAGCUUUACCGAGCAGGCACUCAGCCACGGCAGCGCUACCGAGGUGCUUCUGGUUCAGAAACAGAUGAGUGAGCGAGUAGCAGCUCUGGCUCGGCAUGACUUCCCAGAGAGACCACACCAGAACGCUCACCUGGACUGUCAGGUGGAGACUGAAGGUCUGCGGCGCUCCAUCCAGAACCUGGGGGUCCUCCUCACCACGGCAGCAGUGGGUCACACCUCCGUCGCCACAGGAGAGGGCCUCCGCCACGCAGCCACUGGACAACAUCACAGCAUUACCGUGACAACAAAAGACAAAGAUGGGGAGUUGGUGCGGACAGGAAACGCUGUUUUAAAGGCAGAGAUUCUGUCUGCUGACGGGAGCCGGGUCGCAGAGACGGAGAUAACGGACAAUAAGAACGGGACGUACGAGGUGGGCUACACGUUACGCUCUGAGGGGGAGUACUCCUUCGCUCUGUCUCUGUACGGCCAGCCCAUACGGGGCAGCCCCUUCCGGCUGCGGGCUGUCAAGCCCUCAGAUGUGCCACAGUCUCCAGAUGACGUGAAGAGGAGGGUGAAGUCUCCCAGCGGGACGGGGGGCCACAUACGGCAGAAGGCAGUGCGCCGGCCUUCCAGCAUGUACAGCACCACCAAGAAGAAGGAGAAUCCAAUUGAGGACGAGCUGAUCUACCGAGUGGGUUCCCGGGGCAGAGAGAAAGGGGAGUUCACCAAUCUGCAGGGAAUCUCAGCUUCCACCAAUGGCAGAGUGGUGGUGGCUGACAGCAACAACCAGUGCAUACAGGUAUUCUCCAAUGAUGGGCAGUUCAAGAUGCGCUUUGGGGUCAGAGGUCGCUCUCCGGGCCAGCUGCAGAGACCCACAGGCGUGACUGUGGACAUGAACGGUGACAUUGUGGUGGCUGACUAUGACAAUCGAUGGGUCAGCAUCUUCUCUUCCGAUGGCAAGUUUAAGAAUAAAAUCGGUGCAGGGCGCCUGAUGGGGCCCAAGGGUGUGGCUGUGGACAGGAACGGGCACAUCAUCGCCGUGGACAACAAGGCCUGCUGCGUCUUCAUCUUUCAAUCAAACGGGAAGCUCGUGACCAAGUUUGGAGCCAGGGGGACGUCUGACAGACAGUUUGCAGAAAAACUUGGCCCAAACUUAAAUAAAUCUGGCUCAGUUUUCAGUCCACACUUUGUUGCAGUGAACAACAAGAAUGAAAUUGUUGUGACAGAUUUUCACAAUCACUCUGUAAAGGUGUACAGUGCAGAUGGAGAGUUCCUGUUUAAAUUUGGCUCUCAUGGUGAGGGCAAUGGCCAGUUCAAUGCUCCCACCGGCGUGGCUGUGGACUCAAAUGGAAACAUCAUCGUAGCCGACUGGGGAAACAGUAGAAUACAGGUGUUUGACAGCACCGGCUCCUUCCUGUCCUAUAUCAACACGUCAGCAGACCCGCUGUACGGGCCACAGGGCCUCGCCCUCACCUCCGAUGGACACGUGGCUGUGGCCGACUCUGGCAACCACUGCUUCAAGGUUUACCGCUACCUGCAGUAACCUGACGGGGGGGGGGCAGCUACAAGACAGCUCCUCACUAUACAGGUCAACAUCAUACACCACUAGGGAACAUAGAGCCGAAACGUGCCCGCCCCACUUCCAGAAGCAAAUUUCCCAUUCAUUUCCUCCUUAAUCUCUUCAGAAAACUCCCGAUAAUGAGGAGUUUUAAGCUUUUAACUGAGUCAGUCAACUACAAGAUGAAUUGUGUGCAUAUAGCAGUGGAUUCAAGAACAAAAAAAAUAAAUAAAUAAAUAAAAAAAAAUAACAGUAAAACACUGUGUAAAUACCAUUUUUAAGAGGGAAUGAACUACUCACCCCAUACAUCAUUGCAAGUAAUGUCAUGAAUUCCCUUUCUCUUAAUUUCAGCAGUAAUACUAAUGCAGAUGCCAGUAAAGUGUAACAAUAUAGUAGUGAGUGUUGAUUUGCAAUGAUUUUCUUUCCCCUCAUCUAUAAUAAAACAACAACAUGUCUGACAACAAAAUCAUAGUGGAGCAGCAGCAGUUUCACACAAGUCUGGCUACUGGCAGCAACUCUGGCAUGGGUAGCGUUUCUAUGGUGACAGCAGCCUCUCUGAUUGGUGGGAACUUGCUAAAGUUUGUGGGUAGUGUAGUAUUUCACAGGGGACACUUAGGAAUAUAUAUAGAGAGUUAUUUUCACAUUCUGAUGGGUCAUGCUGUGUCAGCCCCAGACUGUCAAGAUGUCAGAGUGGAUAAUCCAACUUUCUAUGGAAAAAAUGAAUGGGAACUUUAUUUCCACAGUGGGACAUUUCAGCUCUAUGGCUGGCCAGAGCAUCAUUGCCAGUUUGAAGGUGGUGAUACACUCUGCAGCUUACUGGGCAGGACUCCUAGCAACAGGCAAAUCUGGUCGUUGUUUCCCGGUGAGAAGAUGUUAUGUUAUUCAAGAAACAAUGGUGAUCAGCACCCUCCUUGAACACUGUUGCCCCAGGAAAUGACCCUGUGUACCACUGCCUUACCAUGUCUCCUCAUUACACACAGCAGAGCACACGCAGACAGGAAUGUGUUGUUUGAAAAGGAAUUAUUUGCUUGUCCUCAUCCUGCACCUUAUCGCCCAGCCAAGACCCCCACGCAUAAAUAUAGAUUCGUUUCAUCUUGCUGAAUUUCCUCCUCAUCCCAAUCAAUCGUAAAGUGAGCUGCCCUCGGCGAGGUUGGGAAUAAAGGCUUUAUCCUUUUAUCCUUUUUUUUUUUUUUUUUUUUUUUUUUGAAUACCCAAAGAUGAGCAUCAAGAAGCACAACAGUAUUCGCACGACGGUCCAUGCUGUUUGGAUGGGUUUUGAACACGUCAUCAUCAAAUCCAAAUUCCCUCUGUUAUGAUUUAAAUAAAACAUCUUGGCUCUGACCCCGUUAUUACUUGCACUUUUGUGUAUUCAUAUCUACAACUGUAUGUAGUUGUACAUAUGCAUAUUUAAGUGUAUAUAUGGAUUUGGUGUCCAUGUUAUUUCACUAUAUACUUAUCAUUAUUAUUAUUAUUAUUAUUAUUAUUAUUAUUAUUAUUAUUAUUAUCGUUGUUGUUUCAGCAAUUAAUCGAGGAUUUUAACACUGGAGUACCGAUACAGUAGGAGGUCGUGCCAAGUAGUAGCCAACUGUACGACUCGCAAAAACAUCAAUAGCACAAAGUUGUAUACACAUUGUUUGCUGUAUUUUUAUUUUUUCAAAGGACUUAAUUUAUUUUUGAUUUUCAUUUCUACAUAAUUUCUUCUACAAAUUAUUUUUCUAAUCGGUGCAUUUGAACUGUCUCCUCUCUUUGCCAAACGUUUGUACAUAGGCCUUGUAACUUGUAGCACUCGACACUGUUCUCUUUUGCCUCCUCCCAUCGAGCUCACACUAAGACAAGCAGUAACUUCUCCCCUCUGCCAAAAUGUAUCGUUGUAAGUCGUCGUUGAACAUUGCACAAAAACACAAAGAUUAUAAGAGUUAUAUAGUUUGCAAGAGUAAUAUAUGCCUCUGUGUAUAGUUAUCAUUUAUCAUAAUCUGAAAGUGUACUGUAUAUUACAAUCAUAUUGUUCUUGUUGUAGCUGACAAGCACCUUUAUCAUGGAUUUUUCCAGUAUUUGUACUCAUAUGUUUGGUAGUUGAGUGUGCUGAAGGUUUUCUCUGUGGCUCCUGCAGGAACACAACACCAGCGAACGAGCAGUGACACGGAAAGUUUUUCCUCUGUGUUUUACGAAUCAGCUCUCUGCCCCUGAUAGUGGACCGGUAACUCACAUCGUUUCUUUGCAUAAAUGAUGUCUGUCUCCCGUUCUGUAGGAGAAGUCUGUAAUGUCACAUUUGUUUACACCCCUCCUCCAUAACGUUUACUCCCACCAGUUCCAACUGUGUCAUUCUGGUUUUACUUUUAUGUCGGUCCAUCCCUCACCUGUGACUGGUCACUGACUUACUCAUGUAUGUGUGGAGUAAAGGAAGCACAUAUAAAGGAAAUAAUGUAUCCACCAUGUUGUGUGCCGUAUCUUACAUGAGGUCAGACUUACAAGAAGUAAUCACUACAUUUAUGUAAUCAUGGCAAAGGUAUGAUUGUAAAUAUUAAAGAAUGACAAUAUGA